CUCCAUGCCCCAGGCCGGCCGCGCGCCCCGCCGCUGACGGCGCCGCCGCUCCGGCAGGACCCAUGCCCUGCGCGCGCCGGGGGCCGUAGCGGCCGCGGGCGCCCAUGGACCGCCACUCCAGCUACUUCUUCGUUUGGCUGCAGCUCGAGCUCUGCGCCAUGGCCGUGCUGCUCACCAAAGGUGAAAUUCGAUGCUACUGUGACGCUGCCCACUGUGUGGCCACUGGUUAUAUGUGUAAAUCUGAGCUCAGUGCCUGCUUCUCUAGACUUCUUGAUCCUCAGAACACGAAUUCUCCCCUCACCCACGGCUGCCUGGACUCUCUCGCGAGCACAGCAGACAUCUGCCAAGCCAAACAGGCCCAAAACCACUCUGGCACCACCGUGCCCACGUUGGAAUGCUGUCAUGAAGACAUGUGCAAUUACAGAGGGCUGCGUGAUGUCCUCUCUCCCCCCAAGGGUGAGGCCUCAGGACAAGGAAACCGCUACCAGCAUGAGGGUAGCAGGAACCUCAUCAGCAAGGUGCAGGAGCUGACUUCCUCCAAAGAGCUGUGGUUCCGGGCAGCGGUGAUCGCUGUCCCGAUUGCUGGAGGGCUGAUCUUAGUGUUGCUUAUCACGUUGGCCUUGAGGAUGCUUCGCAGUGAAAACAAGAGACUGCAGGAUCAGAGGCAGCAGAUGCUCUCCCGUUUGCACUACAGCUUCCACGGACACCAUUCCAAAAAGGGGCAGAUUGCAAAGUUAGACUUGGAGUGCAUGGUGCCGGUCAGCGGGCACGAGAACUGCUGUCUGACCUGUGAUAAAAUGAGACAAGCAGACCUCAGCAACGAUAAGAUCCUCUCGCUUGUUCACUGGGGCACGUACAGCGGGCACGGGAAGCUGGAGUUUGUAUGACGGAGUAUUAUCUGAACUAAACUUCUUGAACGCUUGAAGGCCUCUGAGUUCUGCUGGACAGGAGCACUUUAUCUGAAGUAAAAUAAACUCAUUUAAUCAUCUUUGAGAGACAAAAUGACCUCUGCAAACAGAAUCUUGGAUAUUUCUUCUGAAGGAUUAUUUGCACAGACUUAAAUACAGUUAAAUGUAUUAUUUGCUUUAAAAUGGUGAAAAGCAAAGAGGAGACUAUGUACACACUGUUACCAGAGUUAUUUGCAUCCGAGGGAGCUGGAAACGAGUACCUAAAUAAACUAAAAUGUGCUCUCUGUAAGCUUCUACAUCUUGAUUUAUUGUAAAGAUUUAAAAGAAAUAUAUAUAUUUUGUCUGAAAU
Molecule: messenger RNA, 1257 nt
Organism: Microcebus murinus (gray mouse lemur)
Lineage: Eukaryota; Metazoa; Chordata; Mammalia; Primates; Cheirogaleidae
Gene: BAMBI
Product: BMP and activin membrane bound inhibitor
Biological process (GO): positive regulation of canonical Wnt signaling pathway; negative regulation of transforming growth factor beta receptor signaling pathway; transforming growth factor beta receptor signaling pathway
Molecular function (GO): frizzled binding
Source: RefSeq, a predicted model, not a curated record